ACAAAUACAGCAUAGACAUCUCCUUCACGUCCUGUCUGCACGUUCGUUGUCGCCCAUGAUCCAUAUGUACCCUUCUGUGGAAGACCUUCUCUUCCAUUUACGAAACAACUAUGAUGUUAUGCUGCUUGUUAUUGCUGUCUUUUCAAUAACAAUCACAUAUCUUCUCUCUACACCUCGGAGGAGAAUCCACAUAAGAAAUGGAGAAUCAGAUGCUGCAGCACCAGGAGGAAGCGGCAGCCGCGAUAUCCCUGGCCGCCUCGGAGUACCUUUUAUAGGUGAAACCUUUUCGUUUCUUAAGGCAACUAACAGUACAAAAGGAUGCUAUGAUUUCGUAAGGCUCCGGCGAUCCUGGUACGGGAAGUGCUUCAAGACCAGGAUAUUCGGGAAGAUCCAUGUAUUUGUUCCCAGUCCAGAGGCUGCAAAACAGAUAUUCACAAAUGAUUUCGUAGAUUUCAACAAAGGAUAUGUUAAAUCAAUGGCAGAUGCCGUUGGAGAGAAGAGCUUGCUCUGCGUACCCCACGAUAGCCAUAAAAGAAUUAGGAGACUUCUUGCUGAUCCUUUCUCAAUGCCUUCACUUUCUAAGUUUGUUCAGAAAUUCGACCAAAUACUUACUCAGAAGCUCAAGAAAUUACAUGAAAGUGGUGAAACAUUUUCCGUUCUUCAGUUUAGCAUGAAGAUGAUAUUUGAUGCAAUGUGCAACAUGUUAAUGAGUAUCACAGAGGAUUCCUUUCUAAGGACGCUAGAAAAAGACUGCACUGCUGUUUCAGACGCCAUGUUGUCCUUUCCUCUAAUGAUUCCUGGCACCAGAUACUAUAAAGGCAUUAAGGCACGUCAGAGGCUUAUGGCAAUCUUCAAAAAGAUGAUUGCAGAUAGAAGAUGUGGAAAGGAGACUCAUGAUGAUUUCUUGCAGUCCAUGUUACAGAGAGACUCAUAUCCAUCCAGUGAAAAGCUCGACGACUCGGAACUCAUGGAUAACUUAUUAACGUUGAUAAUUGCAGGGCAGACCACCACUGCAGCUGCUAUGAUGUGGAGUGUCAAGUACCUGGAUGAGAAUACACAGGCCCAGGCCACUCUCAGGGAAGAGCAAAUAUCCAUAGCCAAACAUAAGCAAGAUGGAGCCCCUCUUACCCUUGAAGAUCUUAACAAAAUGUCCUAUGGCUUAAAGGUUGUCAAAGAAACAUUGAGAAUGUCAAAUGUCCUUUUGUGGUUCCCUCGAGUUGUACUAAACGACUGCGUAAUUGAUGGUUUUCAGAUACACAAAGGAUGGCAUGUAAAUAUUGAUGCAACAUGUAUGCAUUUCGACCCAGCAUUGUACAAGGAUCCUAUGCAAUUCGAACCUUCAAGAUUUGAUGAAAUGCGAAAACCAUACAGUUUUAUACCAUUUGGAUCAGGACCAAGGACUUGUCUAGGAAUGAAUAUGGCCAAACUCACCCUGUUGGUGUUUCUGCAUCGUCUAACCAGUGGGUACAGGUGGACAAUUCAAGAUCAUGAUCCCAGCCUAGAAAAGAAGGCUCAUAUUCCUAGACUGAGGAGUGGGUGUCCCAUAACAUUGGAAGCCUUAAAUGAUGGAAAAUAAAUAAGAUUUGUGAGUUUCCUCUCAGGCAGCAAUCCUUUUGGAAAACUUGAAGCCAAAAGGGAAAGUGAAAUAAGCAUCCUGAUUAUAAUAAAUUACCGUUCUUCCAUCA
Manihot esculenta (cassava) is the source of this 1685-nucleotide messenger RNA. RefSeq names its product abscisic acid 8'-hydroxylase 3. The record is from RefSeq and is a predicted model, not a curated record. Gene Ontology annotation, biological process: brassinosteroid homeostasis; multicellular organism development; brassinosteroid biosynthetic process. The transcript is spliced from 9 exons. Gene Ontology annotation, molecular function: iron ion binding; oxidoreductase activity, acting on paired donors, with incorporation or reduction of molecular oxygen; monooxygenase activity. NCBI's taxonomy places the organism in Eukaryota, Viridiplantae, Streptophyta, Magnoliopsida, Malpighiales, Euphorbiaceae. The coding region runs from base 56 to 1576 and encodes 506 amino acids.